Molecule: messenger RNA, 1735 nt
Organism: Oldenlandia corymbosa var. corymbosa
Lineage: Eukaryota; Viridiplantae; Streptophyta; Magnoliopsida; Gentianales; Rubiaceae
Source: the annotation of a GenBank genome assembly
AUGUAUAGACUGAAGGGAUUGGGAGAAUUGAGGAGGAAAGCUCCUCAAAUGACUGUAAGCUGGUUCAACACGUUCAGUUUUUCAAGGCGCGCUCACUCUUUACCUUUUGCGACCAAUUUAGCAGUUGAAGAUAUAUCAGGCGCACAACCUGCAGAAGUACAGAACUUAUUGCAGGGAAAGUGGAUGGGAUCUUCUACUUGGAAUACACUAGUGGAUCCUCUAAAUGGAGAGCCAUUUAUUAAAGUUGCAGAAGUAGAUGGAAGAGGAGUACAGCCAUUUGUGGAGAGCUUGCGUCAGUGCCCCAAACAUGGUCUGCAUAAUCCAUUUAAAUCGCCCGAGAGGUAUCUCAUGCUUGGAGACGUAUCUGCAAAAGCAGCUCACUUGCUUUCCCUGCCUGAGGUAUCUGAUUUCUUUACAAAGUUAAUACAAAGGUUGGCUCCAAAGAGUUAUCAACAGGCUUUUGGAGAGGUUUAUGUUACACAAAAAUUUUUGGAGAAUUUCUCAGGUGACCAGGUUCGUUUCUUGGCUAGGUCAUUUGCUGUACCUGGAAAUCAUCUUGGACAGCAAAGCCAUGGUUUUCGCUGGCCUUAUGGCCCUGUGGCGAUUAUUACUCCAUUCAACUUUCCAUUGGAGAUUCCUGUGCUACAGUUGAUGGGUGCCCUCUAUAUGGGAAACAAACCAGUUCUUAAAGUUGAUAGCAAGGUUUCACUUGUUAUGGAUCAAAUGCUUCGACUUCUUCAUGCUAGUGGUUUACCUACGGAAGACGUUGACUUCAUUAAUUGUGAUGGAAAGACUAUGAAUAAGCUGCUCGUGGAGGUGGAAUAUGUUUCUUGGGUUUGCGAUCAGGAUGCUUAUGCAUGCAGUGGCCAGAAAUGCUCAGCUCAAUCAAUCCUAUUUAUGCAUGAGAACUGGGGUAGAAGUCCUCUCUUAGGUAAAAUGAAAGACCUUGCUGCUAGAAGGAAGCUAGAUGAUCUGACAAUUGGUCCUGUGCUUACGCUGCUUAUGACUUUUUUCCUUGGAUUCCAAGUUCCCUGUUCUUCUUUCCGAUGGCAGUGCACUUUAAGUUGCGUUCUACAUCUGUUCUAUGAAAUUGAGGGCUGCACAACUCUGUGAAUCUUGUUUUUUUCAUCAUCAGUUUAUAUGGAUGAAUUCUGGUAUGUUUUUGCAGGUUACAACUGAAGCAAUGCUGGAGCACAAGAAUAAGUUGCUACAGAUUCCAGGGUCUAAGUUACUUUUUGGUGGCGAUGCACUACAGAACCAUUCUAUUCCUGCAAUCUACGGCGCCAUUAAACCUACCGCUAUAUUUGUUCCACUUGAGGAAAUAUUAAAAAACGACAAUUUUGAACUUGUGACCAAAGAAAUUUUUGGUCCUUUCCAGGUAAUAGAGUAUUAUCAAAUAAAAUAUUGUAUUAUUUGGUUGAACUUUUUGAUGAGAAUUCUACGUUUUGUGACUCGUUUCUGCAGUAAUUUUUUUGUUUCAUUGGUAUGAUGAUGCUUGUGAUGCUUUUACUAUCAGAUUAUUACGGAAUACAAAGAUAAUCAGCUUCCUAUGGUGUUGAAUGCCCUUGAAAGAAUGCAUGCUCACCUGACAGCUGCUGUGGUUUCAAAUGAUAUGCUGUUUCUACAAGUAAGUUCCAGCAUUAUAUUCUGCUCUUCUUUUUUUUUUUUUUUUUCGGAACUGUGCUGUAUGUGUGACCUUCUGAACGGCGGGUGCCUAUAUACCAUCUUCUCCCCC